Messenger RNA from Rana temporaria (common frog), 2555 nucleotides. RefSeq names its product RUN domain containing 1 (gene RUNDC1). NCBI's taxonomy places the organism in Eukaryota, Metazoa, Chordata, Amphibia, Anura, Ranidae. The coding region runs from base 118 to 1842 and encodes 574 amino acids. The record is from RefSeq and is a predicted model, not a curated record. The transcript is spliced from 5 exons.
CACAAGCGCAGUAGCGUCUUACACGGGGUAAUGGUUUUCGUGCCACAGCUGACGUCAGUAGCACGAUUCCUUUCCUUUCAGUAUGGUAGUUUAGCGUAAACCUAGUGACAGUUCGCAAUGUCUGCUGACGAAAUGUCCCUGUCCGAUGGAGAGCCCUCAACGCGAGAACGAUGGGCUCCGGUCGGGGCAGUGGCUGAAGAAGCAGACGAGCAGAGUGCGGUGCUCGGUGUUGGGAUGAAGUCGGAAGGUGAGGAGGGAUCGGGCCGACUGCACUGUGCUGGGAUGUCUGGAGAGAUGGUGGACAAGCUGCGCAGGCUCGAAGAGGAGCAGGAGCUGCUUAACUCGUCUCUACUCGCCCUUACCUCACAUUUUGCCCAAGUGCAGUUUCGUCUGAAACAGAUUGUGCGGGCUGAGGGGCCGGAGAAGGAGGGGCUGCUAGCCGAGUUAGAGGACUUCGCAUUUAAAGGCUGCCCCUAUGUGCACGGGCCUUCGGGGAUUCCGAGCCAGCAGGUGCUGGAUGACUCGGUGAGUAAGAGUGAAUGGGAGAAACGGGAACGCAUUGAGGCACAAAGAAAAAAGCAAAGGGAACUCAUUGUUCAGCUCAAAAACCAGCUGGAUGAUUUAGAACAUUUUGCUUACCAAGAAGGAAAUUAUGAUUCUCUGCCACAGUCCAUGGUCAUGGAGAAACAACGGGUAAUCAUUGAUGAGUUGAUUAAGAAAUUGGAUGUUAAUUUGAAUGAGGACAUUAGCUGCCUAUCUCCAGAAGAGUUGCGGCAGAGAGUAGAUGCUGCCAUUGCUCAGAUUGUUAACCCAGCUAGAGUGAAGGAGCAGUUGGUGGAACAGUUGAAGACUCAGAUCAGAGACCUGGAGAUGUUCAUAAAUUUUAUUCAAGAUGAAAUUGGUAGCCCAUCUGAUACUGGUAGCAGUGGACCAACAUGUUACCACCCAAAUUCCAGCUCAGAUGCUCGAAGUAAUGUGAGCCCAGAGCAAGCAAAGCAAAUGAGAGAAACAGGCCUACAUUUGUUACGUCGAGCCCUGGCUGUCCUACAGAUCUUUGCAGUCAGCCAGUUUGGUUGUGGUACAGGACAUGUGCCAAAAAACCUCUGGAGGCAGGAUGAACACAAUAGAGACUUCACUCCUUUUUUAAAGAAGCUGGAGGUUUCUGUUGAGAAAGUGAGACAGUUGGCAGUGCGACAGCAGCCGCAGGAGCAUGUUAUCAGCUAUGCGAACAUGCAGGAAAUUACACUGGGAGGCAAAGAUGAGCUAACAGUUGUCGUGAGGAAAGAGUUGGCACUUGCUAUCAGAGAUCUUCUGUCGCAUGGUCUUUAUGCUACAUCUCAAGGAAUGAGUUUGGUUCUUGCACCAAUUGCCUGCCUCAUACCUGUCUUCUCUACCUCUCCACCCACUAUGCACCCCUGGGAACUUUUUGUCAAAUACUACAAUGAGAAAAAUGGAAAAGCAUUUGUUGACUCUCCUGCCCGUAAGCUCUCGCAGUCCUUUUCCCUUCCUGUUUCGGGAAGUACUAAGGUUACUCCCAAACAGAGCCUUCUCUCUGCCAUCCACACAGUUUUAACAGAACACGAUCCUUUCAAGCGAGGUGCAGACUCUGAAUUUAAGGCUCUUGUCUGCAUGGCAUUGAAUGAACAACGUCUUGUCUCUUGGCUUAAUUUGCUCUGCAAAUCUGGGGUGUUGAUACAGUCUUACUACCAGCCUUGGAGUUACAUGGCAAGCACUGGCUUUGAAAGUGCUUUAAACCUCCUCAGCCGACUCAGCAACCUGAAGUUCAACCUACCAGUGGAUCUUGCUGUGCGACAAUUGAAAAACAUCAAGGAUGCUUUUUGAUGGAUACUAAUGAACAUAUCACUGUAAGAAUUUUACACAUCUGUAAAUGACUGGACUUCCUUGUGGUUUUGUUUAUUUAAAACAAUGUAUAUGUGCAUACAAAGCAGCCAUUUAUCCUUAAAAUCUGCCAAUUAGGGAAAUUUGGUGUCCAGUUCUAUUUCCCACAAUGCAAUUGGGAAGAUACCCUUCACAAAGCACCAGGCCUCAUCAAAUGGCCUGGAAUGAAAGGCAUAUGCCAGUGGAUUUCAGAAAAGAAAAUAAGAAAAAUUGUACUGUUUUAUUGAAAAUUUGCAUUACAGUAGUGGACAAAUCAUAUUUUUUAAGUUGGUGACAGUCUAUUUAAAGGAGGAAAGUCACGUUUUAUUUUUAUUUAUGUUUUGUUUUUUUACGGGUCUAUUUGCAACAGUAAUUGGUUCAUGAAGUUCUUCUGCAUACUGACUAAACAAGCGCAGGACCCAAAAGUUUAGAUAGCAUGGAGGUAAGCCUGAAUCACACCACUUACACUCAGCGACCGAUGUGUGGAAAAAGUCUCUUUAAUUGGUUUUUGAAAGCUACAAAAAAGCAUUGCUGUUAAAUGUACUGUGGGCAAGAUAAGACAGCAUUCGAAACCUGAGUGGGGCUUUCCUCUACCUAACCAUAUGUAUGUUCCCUGUGAUUAUUUAAAGCACAUGUGAAUUCUUGCUGGGAUGCAAAAAAAUAAAAUUUAAACCCAA